UUGCUAAAAUUUCCGCUAGAGGCUACUUCGAAACGUCAUGCAAAAACGUUGACUUUGAAUUCAACAAAGCAGCAUUAUUUACUGAAGGAAAAUUACCAACAUGAAUUUUAACACAGACAGGAGUACUGAGGUUCAGACACCAGAAUAUUGCUGUAACACCUAUCAUUAUUUUAUGAGUAAUCGGUCGGAAAUAACAGCGUUGGAAAUUGUUCCCAGAGUAAUCAUCUGGAAAGGCAAUAAAAGGAGAACUCUUGCCUACCAACAAGUUAUUAAAAUAAGAAAUCAAUCUGAUUUCCCACGUCAUUUGAAUUUUCACACAGACACUCCUGACGAAAUUGAUAUUUUGAUUCCAAGACGUCUCAUAUAUGACUAUGUUACACCUGACGAAACUAUAGAGAUUUCAGUCGCUUUGGUUCCUAAAAAUAGGAAUCGAUUAAAUAUUGAAAGAAAUGUUUUUGUACAAAGCGAACAUCCCAAUAUUACUUUUCAAAUUCCAAUAAUCUUUUUGGUGGAGGAUCUAAAACCUGUUAUACCCACAUUUAUUAAAUUCAUGAGUACUCCACCAAGCUACAAGUGUUUCUACGAAUUUAUAAUUUAUAAUACGAAAGAUGAAAAAACCUAUAUUAAAUUAAGAACUUACAAUGAGGCCCUUAGAGCUCCAUCUAAAGUUGUUAUUGAAAAAAAUAAUUUCAUUAAAAUUUUAUUAUGUCUCUCGGUGCAAGAAGUAAGUCCAUUAAGCGAUCAAAUGAAAAUAAAAGUAAAUAAUGAAGCGUUUAUACCAAUAGAUUAUGUGCACGAACCAAUUGCUGGCUCUCUUUACUUUGCUGACAGUCAUAUUGAAUUUGGCAGCUUAAAUUAUGGAUUAAAUCUCACCAAAACUCUCAAAAUUUGCUGUGAGAGUGACAAUCGACUACAUUUUGAGAUUAAAUUUUUAACCACAAUGGAAGAACUGAAUAUUAUAGAAAACUUUAAUGAGCCUGACCCAUUCACUGGAGUUAGUUUUGGAGAUAACAUAGAUAGCAGUAGUGAUAUAAAUUCAGAUAUUUCUAAUGCCAAAGCAGAGAUCGAAGCUUUGCAGCAAAAAUAUGUACCCGUCGCUCACAAUCAUUUUACUUUGCAAAAUUAUCAAGGAUCUUUUGCCCCUAAAACUUUAAAUAAAUUGAGCAUAACAUUUGCACCGAAUGUAAAUGAAAAGUUCGAUUUCGAUGACUUUUUAGAACCGCCGUUUGUAGUCAAAACCUAUCUACUGAUAACUAUAACGCUGGGAAGUAGUUUUAGCAAUACAAAAAGUAUUUUAAUGACCGGCUAUAUACAAGGACCAGAUGCUGAAUUAGAAACAGAUAUAAUAAAUUUCGGUGAAAUUUAUAUUGGUGAAGAACAUUUUAGUGAUAUCCGGUUUGUUAAUAAAGAAGCACGUAUACGCACCAAAAUCGUUUAUAAAGGAACUGAGGAAUUGACGAAAUGCACCGCUCUGCUAAAACCGAGUGAAGGCCUAACAUUAAACCGAUUACGGUGUGGAUUUUUUUGUUUAACAUUUUUCACGCAAAUGAUUGGAAAAUUUGCAGAAAUUUUAAAAUUUAAGGUUAAAAACGGCAGAUUUAUAUCGUGCUUAGUGAGAGGUGUUUCAAACCAAGUAAAAGUGUUAACUACUCCUGAAAAACCAGAUUUAGGUGAAAUCCCUUUUGCGGUACCCCAAAUAAUUGAAAUAUUUGUUAAAAAUCCACUUCAGACGCCAAUCGUUUUAAGAUGUGUACCACAACAAGAUGGGCUGGAGACUCCGUUAGUUUUAAAUGUGAUUGAUAAAAACUAUUUACCAAUAGAUGUAUUUGAUCCGAUAAAAAAGUUUUUUGAUGAGAAUGCCGAUCGAGAAGCACUUUUAGAGGAAGAAAAUUUAAUUCAAGAUAUAUUGAAUGCACAAAAUGCUACUAGUUUGGAGUCUGAGAGUGCUGAAAUUUUUGAAAUGCAAUCUGAACACAGUCCAGAAGAAAUUGUUCCAGAAGAGCAUGUUCUAGAAGAAUCUGAGUUAGAAGAAGAAGAAGAUGUUGUAAGUUCUGUUAAAAAAAAACCAGAAAGAAUAGAAUGCACCAACUGGUAUUGUCAAAAAUAUUAUGGUAUAGAUGAAGAUCGUUCAUAUAAUGAUACUUCUGCAUGCAAACCUGCUUCGGAGCCUGAAAAAUUUGACAUAAUAUUAUGUGGAGAAGGUGAUGCUCCUAAAGUUAUAUAUUAUAAGUCUCCUGAAGAAGACAAUGAAUUAAAUGAAAACGAAGCGAAAACGGAGGUUCUUGAACAAAUACCUCCAGACCCUCCGUAUGAAGAUACUGAAGAUGCGAAUGUAGUGAAUAUAACUAAUACAAACAGUGAAUUGGAAACAAUUAAAGAGUUGCCGUUAACAAAAAAUCCUUCAGAUUUAUCGAUGAUAUCACAUCCAGAAGCAGAACCUAUAUUCUCUGAUGAAUUUGAAGAAGUUUUAGAUGAUAUACCAUUACUCGCUGAACAUCUAGUAUGGGCAAGCAGAUGGGAAGUACGUAAAACUAGACCAUUUUCUGAAAUUAACAUUGUAAAGGAAACAUUAGAUGCAUUGCUUUCUACUCAGUAUUUUGAAAAUAUAGUAGAAUUUCAAAAUUAUAGGUAUAUGGAUUGGAAUGCUAUACCUUCAGAUCCCAGAGAAGUUUAUUGCAAUAAGGAACCAAUACAUCUACAACCAGCCGAAGGAAAGUACAUUUCACUUGUUAUGAUACCAAAUAUCAGAGGAAAACGUCACACCAUUAUAGAUAUACAAAUCUGUCCAGGAACUAGAUGUGAAGGCCGUUGCACAAAUUGCGAAUAUUUCUAUGUAGAUACGAGUCUGAUGACGUUCAAUUAUCGGAUUAAUUUCAAUUGCUCUGUACCAGAAAUCGUUUGGGAAACCGAUAUUUGUAUACAGAAUCAUGUCGUUUAUUGCGAUGAACCGUAUAAAUUACAAAUGAAAUUCACAAAUGUGAGCAAUGUGGAUGGAUUCUUUUUCUAUCUUGCAAUUCCCGAUUGUCCCGAUGGAGUAAUGACUUUAUAUAAUGAUGAUUACAAAUUUUAUAUACAAAAAAAUGAUGCGAUAACCGUUGAAAGUACUGUAAGGUUCAAGAAGGUUAAUAAUGUAGUUCUAUGGGGAAGCGUUAAAACGGUUGGUGAAAUAGCGGAUGUUCCAUUUAGAAUAUGUGCAACAGUUUUACCUGCAAGAGUGCGAAUUAUUCCAAAAAGAGUAUAUUGCAGGCAAAGGGUCUUGUGUAGGACGAGACAGUAUAUUUUUAUUGAAAAUCUUACACCGACUUCUACAUGCUUUAGAUUUCACUUAAAAAAUGAGAUAUAUCAGUUCCUCGACAUAUACGGGUUCAAAUUUAAACCUGUGGCGCAAUUUAUAUAUGUAACAAUUGAAUCAAAGUUUUAUGAUCCGGGCACAUAUAAUAAUGUAUUCUAUUUAAAAUUACGCAAUGGCAAAACUAUGGAUGUACCGAUUCAAUUUUUAAUAGAGGGUAUGCCAAUAUGCUUCUAUCAGGAUAUUACUAAGGGCGUGGAUUUUGGCACACUUCUUAUUAAUACUAAGAAGAACUUUUUAGAUGAAGUUGCACUCUACACAAUAAAUGUAAGAGCAGUAAAUCGUGGUCAUAGAGAUUAUAAAUUACUCAUAACGAAGCUACGUAUCGGUCCACCGAAAUGUAGUACUGAAGAAAUCAAAGGAAUUUGCAAUGUAGAACCGAAAAUGAUGAUGCUUGAAUCCGGUGAAGAGAAAAAUAUAUUGAUUUCAGCAAAUGCUUUUGCGGCAACACAAUUAUGUAGUGAAUUUCGCAUACAAAUUACUGAUCAAAGUUUUAAGCAACGGGUCAGUAAUAUAAGCUUUACCGUCAAAGCGAAUUUCAUUGAACCACAACUGGAUUGGCAACCAAAAUCAAUAAAUAUUGAAUACUAUAGAACACACAAAUUCUAUGAUCGUGAAGAUAUAAGGGGCGCUGAGCUUAAAAAUAUAGCAAAUACCGAUGUUCAUACCGUUCAUUUAAAAGUUAUUGGACCAUUUAAAAUGAGAGCAUUCUAUGAAGAUAGUCUGCAUAGAGAACUUACAUUUGAAAUGAAGUCUCUAGAAAUCAAAAAUAUAAUUGUUGUACUUAAUAAGGUAAUAAUUGGAGAGUUUGCUUGCUCUUACGCUGGUGGAAGAAUUAUUUGUACCGCUAAUGGUAAACAACAGAAACCGCUUUACCUAAAUGUUUCUAUUUAUUAUCCAUUUUUGAAUAUAAAUAAUCCGAAUCUUGUACUUUUUACGAUGCGCGAAGAAAGGGAUGUAAAUGUCACACUUGAAAAUGGCGGCUGUAUGGAUGCCCGAUACAAAUGGAAGAAAUUGAGUGAAGACUUAAGAUUUGUAGCGGCACUUGAGGAUCCAGAUGAGAUAGCACGCCAAAUUUUAUCAGAAAUUUUAUGGAAACUAGAAUUAGCUGACGAUUACGAUUCGGAUGCAAUUAAUGAAGAAUGUGGAAGGAAUUUAACUUGUAUUUAUCAGAAAAUGCGGUGUGUGCCUCACCAUAUUGAAGAUCCAAUUAAUAUUCGCCAAAUUAUUGACGAAAUAAUAGAUAAUUUGGAUUUGGAAGCAAAGCGGUAUAAAAUGAUCCUUGACGACAAUUAUCUAUCAGCUAUAGAUUAUGGUACAGCACAAAUGAAUGUUAAGAAAACACUAGAAGAAAUUCUUGACAAUUUAAAAUUGGAUGAUAGUUAUAUUGUAUCAGAACCGAGUUCAUCAGUUUGCUUAAAGGAGCGCACCAUUUAUUUUCAUGAAAAGAGCGGUAUCGUAACGACAGGUUCUAAGGAUUGCUUAUUGCAUCUACCAGGAGUUCGGAAAGGCUUCGAAAUGAAAGCCAUAUUUGACCUGGAUGUCAUCGGUGGCUCUCCUCAACGAUUCACCGUUACAAUAGUUCAUUUGGAGAAAACAAUUGAACUCUCCAAAGGAGGCAUUUACUUAGGUAUAAAGCCAUGGUAUGAAAAAUUUAGAUCUCAUGUGCGAGUUCGUAAUGUGACACAAUAUCAGAUCACAUUAAAAGUAGAAGAAUUGCCUCUGCCUCCUUCAUUUCAAAUAAAGCGUAUAUCACAUGGAUAUGUAGAAAUAACAACAAAAAAAGAAUUUAGCUUAGCACCAUUCAGAGCGACCAAUAUUAAAUUUGAGGGCGUAAUGGGCUUCGCUGAUCACUUUUUUCGAAAUAUUAAAAUAACUGUUAACGAUAGUGAAAUAAAAUAUCUGCGUUUGGCUGGACAGGGUGUAAUUCCCAUAUUUACCUCAGUGAAGACGAGCCUACCACGCCUACACAUGGAUCGCAAUGAAAUUAUUAAAGAAUAUAAUAUAUUACAAAAGAUUUAUUAUUUUGAUGAAUUCAAAAUUUUUACUGAGCCUGAUGAAGAAGAUUUGGGAGGUGCAGAAGAAUUGAGUGUGGUUGAAUCAAGGUCAUUUCAGUGGAGUAUUUCGGACAUAAGCACUGGCUCGGAUUAUGAUACAGAAACAAAUUUAUUACAUGAGCGCAAUUUUUUCGAAAUACUCAAAUCGUAUGUGUUCGUUAAUCCCAACGAUGUCCCUAAUGAAAUUAUUUUAGAACAAAUUAUACAAACGAAAAAAUUCAUGAAAAAUCUAAUACAUAAUCCCGAUAUAGCACUUCUUACCUAUAAUGUAUACAAGGAGCAUAUUAAAUUUUUACAAUCCUUUUGUAAACCUGUUCAUUUAAAAUAUUUCACCAUACAACCGUUGCCCUUCGAAUUGCAUGGUUAUAUACUAAAUUUAGGACAACUGCAAUUAAAUACAUAUCAUAAGUUUGAUUUGGCUUUACGCUUUUUUGGACCGGGCAAAAUCACAGCUGCAGCAAGAACAAUUAUCAAGAUUCCAGGACUAUAUGUUAACUUCGAACUUGAAAAUAAUAAACCUGAGACACCCUAUCCGGACUAUGAAUAUGUUUACCACAUCACUGAAGAUAAAAUGCCACAGUGCUUCAACAAACGUUAUCGCAAUCAAUAUGAACGAGAAAUUGAUAUGGAAAUUGAUCCAAAACUAAAGCACGCCCAUUCCUUCGACGUUGACUUGAAAGCACAACACAAACGGAAAUUUACAGCACAAGAUCGAAAAUGUAUACAAAACUACUAUAGCGUAUAUAGUCUAAAUAAAGCAGUUUGUGUGGAACGUAAGAAUCAUCUGAUACUGUGCAAAAUUUUAUCGAAUAGCAAAAAAAAUGUUUCCGGUUUAAUUUUACAUGUCAAAAUAAUAAUCAACCCAAGGUCAAGGUUUUAUGAAAAUGGACAAUUGUUACAGGAUUUCCUCUACAUUGAUUUACACUUGGGACCAACGUUACCAAUACUAUUACGCGGAGUUGUGGUUAAAAAGUAACAAAUUUUAUAUUUGAAAGUUUGGAACACAAGAAGAAGAUUAACUUUAUUUAUACAUAUACGUA
Molecule: messenger RNA, 6446 nt
Organism: Teleopsis dalmanni
Lineage: Eukaryota; Metazoa; Arthropoda; Insecta; Diptera; Diopsidae
Exons: 22
Coding region: 101-6382 (2093 amino acids)
Biological process (GO): axonemal central apparatus assembly; cilium movement
Cellular component (GO): axoneme
Source: RefSeq, a predicted model, not a curated record